AUGGAGAGACCGGCAGCCGCUGUGAACAAAGGAAGUGUUAAGGACCUGGCUGACUCAGAUAUUGAAGAGUGUCCUGAGGAGAUUGAGGGCAUGGAGGUUGUCUCUGGGAAGGGAUUCUCAAAGAUAGAUCUGUCUGGGUGGAUUUCUGGAUAUAAAACCGUUGGUUUCCAAGGAUCUCAUUUAUAUCUGGCAAUUGAGGAGCUAAAAAGGAUGCGCAAGAAUAAUAGUAAGAUAUUCUUGGGGUAUACGAGUAAUCUGAUAUCCUCAGGGCUUAGGGACAUAAUAGCAUAUCUUGUGAGAAAUAAGUUUGUGGAUGUGCUAGUCAGUACAGCAGGCGGAAUUGAGGAAGAUAUCAUAAAGACACUGAAGCCAUCCAGGCUAGGGAAGUUUUCCAUGGACGGAGCCACUCUUAGGUCACAGGGUCUAAAUCGGGUGGGAAAUGUACUUAUCCCAAAUGAAAACUAUUUUGUCUUUGAGGAGUGGAUGAAAGAAUUUCUGAAUGAAAUUGUUGAAGGCAAGCUGGAAGAGCCUGAUGCACAGUCUGAGGUGCAGGGCCUGGGUACUGGAUACAGAAGAGUAGGAGAUAUAUCAAUUAUAACACCCUCUAGGCUUAUAUACGAGCUAGGCAAGAAGGUGGCUUCUGAAGAGUCUGUUUACUACUGGGCAUACAAGAAUAAUAUUCCAGUGUACUGUCCUGCACUAACGGAUGGAUCAAUUGGAGAUAUAAUUACAUAUUUCACAAGGAGAAGAGACCUAGUAAUUGAUAGCGUAGAAGAUAUUGCACGGAUUAACGGGGAGGGCUUGUUCAGUGAAAGCACAGGGGCACUUGUUCUUGGGGCAGGUGUCAUAAAGCACCACAUUCUGAAUGCAAAUCUGUUUAGAAAUGGGCUAGACCAUUGCGUGCUCAUUAACACAGCACAGGAGUACGAUGGAAGUGAUGCAGGCGCGCAGGUGGAUGAGUCUGUCUCUUGGGGGAAAAUUAAGAAGCACACGAACUCAAUCAAGGUCCAUGCUGAUGCAACAAUUAUUCUUCCUAUUUUAGUGGGAGCCGUGUGGCCAGAUGGCAUAUAA
Molecule: messenger RNA, 1071 nt
Organism: Nematocida ausubeli
Lineage: Eukaryota; Fungi; Microsporidia
Product: deoxyhypusine synthase
Exons: 1
Coding region: 1-1071 (356 amino acids)
Biological process (GO): peptidyl-hypusine biosynthetic process
Cellular component (GO): cytoplasm
Molecular function (GO): deoxyhypusine synthase activity
Source: RefSeq, a predicted model, not a curated record